AUGACCCCUCCUCUUUCAUUUAAAUGGCUGGAAGGAAAAGUAGCCUUAAUCACUGGAGGAGCCAGCGGCAUUGGAGAAUGCACAGCUAAAGUGUUUGCCCACCACGGUGCCAAAGUGGUCGUAGCUGACAUCCAAGAUGAAUCGGGUCGUUCACUUGCUAAAGCCCUAGGCCCAUCAAACUCUACCUAUGUGCACUGUGACGUAACUGAUGAGGCCCAAGUAAAAAAUGCUGUGAACGCCGCUGUCACAACUUAUGGCAAGCUAGACAUAAUGUUCAACAAUGCUGGCAUUGCUGAUGAGAGCAAAGCACGCAUAAUUGACAAUGAAAAGGCUGAUUUUGAACGUGUUCUGCAGACUAAUGUGACGGGAGUUUUUCUUGGCAUCAAACAUGCAGCCCGUGUCAUGAUCCCGGGACGCAAUGGUACCAUAAUUUCAACUGCCAGUGUUAGCUCAAAAGUUGGUGCUGCUGCCUCACAUGCAUAUUGUUGCUCCAAGCAUGCUGUUCUAGGACUCACCAAAAAUGCUGCUGUUGAGCUUGGGCAAUUUGGCAUCAGAGUGAACUGUUUAUCACCUUAUGCGCUUGCAACCCCUUUAGCAAAACAAGUUAUUGGUCAUGAUGAUGAACAGCUUGAGAAUUUGAUGCACGCUUUUGGUACCCUAAAGGGUGUGACCCUUCAGGCAGAAGAUGUAGCCAACGCAGCACUUUAUCUGGCAAGUGAUGAAGCUAGAUAUGUCAGUGGGCACAAUUUAUUCAUAGAUGGGGGUUUUACCAUUCAGAACCCAUCAUUCCGCAUGUUCCAGUACCCUGAAGAGUCGUCAUAA
This is a messenger RNA of Populus nigra (black poplar), 822 nucleotides long. Its product is annotated as secoisolariciresinol dehydrogenase-like. NCBI's taxonomy places the organism in Eukaryota, Viridiplantae, Streptophyta, Magnoliopsida, Malpighiales, Salicaceae. The record is from RefSeq and is a predicted model, not a curated record. Gene Ontology annotation, molecular function: oxidoreductase activity, acting on the CH-OH group of donors, NAD or NADP as acceptor. The coding region runs from base 1 to 822 and encodes 273 amino acids. The transcript is spliced from 2 exons.